This is a messenger RNA of Rhinocladiella mackenziei CBS 650.93, 4962 nucleotides long. RefSeq lists its product as uncharacterized. The record is from RefSeq and is a predicted model, not a curated record. Bases 1 to 4962 code for a protein of 1653 amino acids. The transcript is spliced from 6 exons. NCBI's taxonomy places the organism in Eukaryota, Fungi, Ascomycota, Eurotiomycetes, Chaetothyriales, Herpotrichiellaceae.
AUGUCCAAGCCCGGUUUUGACCCCAACGGCCGCCCGCUUACUGUUGCCGCGGCCAAGAGGGAGAUCAAUCGGAUUCGAAGCGAUCGAGGCCACAUCGACGCGUACGAUGAAGACCAGAUUGCCCGGACGGAUGUUGAAUUCCAGGAAAGCUACAGGCGCAAAUCGUCACAACUCCGCGAGGUGUACGCACGAUAUACAAGGACGGUUGCCGAACAGCUCUACUCCUCCAGGUUCAGACUGAUUCAUGAGCUGUUGCAGAACGCAGAUGACGCCCGUUAUGCGCAAAGCGUCGUUCCCACAAUUACUUUCCGCGUCACGCCUACAGAAUUGGUCGUGGAGUCGAAUGAACUUGGUUUUUCGCUCAUGGAUGUCGAAUCCAUCUGCGACACUGGAAAGAGCUCCAAGAUUGGCGAUGCUGACACUACCGGUGAGAAAGGUCUGGGAUUCAAGUCCGUAUUUGGCAUCGCAAAUAACGUUCACAUCCAAUCCGGAAAGUGGUCCUUCCGGUUUAUGCACCGAAGAGGCGACGACGGUGUGGGAAUGAUCACCCCAGUCUGGACCGAUGCGCCAUCCGACUUGCCCUCGGGGGUGGGAACUAGAUGCAAGCUCCAGUACUCGGAUACUCGCGAGAGCUUCUCCAGGCGACUCGUUUCGGAAUUCGAAAAGCUCCCCAAGACCAUCAUCUUCGCUUUACGUCAAUUGAGCCGGCUGGUCGUGGUCCGUGAGAACGUUGAUGGUCGAUCUGGCCAAAUCACCUUCACCAAGGAUGGGAGGUUGGAUUCGGCUGAGAUGCACAUCGAUACCCAGGUGAUCGGCCACUUUGGUGACCAUGGAUCUGAGAAGACACGGCUCAGGUUAUUCCAGACGACUGUUCGCGACAUGCCGUUCGAGGCCCAACGGACUGCUCUGCCCUCCACUAUCACCAUAGCAUUCGAGGUAGACGCCAAGGGUUUGCCCGUUAUUCCUACCCGGGGACAACAUGUGUUUGCCUAUCUCCCUGUUCAGCGUUUGCCGCAACUGCCUUUUCUUAUCCAAGCAGACUUCGUGCUCGCCGCCAACCGCGAGGCAGUGCCAGAUAGCGAGUGGAACCAAGCUCUGCGCGAUGGAGUGGCUCAAGCAUUUGUUGCCUUCGUCAGGAAGCUUGUCACUCGUGGUGAUUCGUUGGAAUUCAAGUGGAUGCGCUACUUGCCUGUACAACCCAUGGAAGGCUUCUGGGAAGACCUCUCCGAAGACAUUAAAGAAUAUCUGCAGGAUAAGAAGGUUGUGCGAUCCUGGUGCGGUGACCUUCGCACGCUCGCAUAUUUGAGGUUUCUUCCUUCCUGGUUCUUGUACGAGCAAGAGCCACUGCUGCCGGACAAUUAUCAAGAUAUCUACUUGUCCCCAGAGUACGAAAAAAUGGACCUCGAUCGUUUGAAGGAUCUUGGUUUGAAGCGAAUUACUUCUCGAGAAAUCGUGGCGAGACUAGCCGAAGUUCGACUCGAUGAGGAACCUCUGGAUGAUCCCUGGCACACAGCCGUUGCAGCUCUCGUAGAGAGGCUACUGCAGAACCACGCCGUCAAGGCCGAAGUUCAGCUAUUGGAUAUCAUUCCACUCAACGACGAAAGCUGGGUUUCGCUUUCGUCCUUGCGUGCUGAACCUGUCUACUUCCCCUAUCUCGUCGACGAAGAUUCAGUGAGGAUCGAGCUACCCGAAGGUCUCGGUCUAAGAAAGCUCCAUCCAACAGCCGCUGCAGACGGGGAGCGCGGGGGCAUCUACAUGAGGCUCGGAAUUAGCUCCUGCCAUCAUGAAACAGCAAUUUCCAAAAUCUUGGAUGCGCAUCUAGCGAAUGUGCGGCGCGGAAACGUGUACGAUUUCGUGAGAGAUUCAGAGAUCCUCUUCUGGUUUGGCAGACCUGAAGAGAAGGAAGGUGGCGGAUUAUUUGGGAGACAAGCACCCCACAAGGAUAUCCGGUUCGUGAGCACCCUAAGAUCACUACAUCAGGGUCGGUCUCUAUUCCUCCCUUCAGAUGAGGAGUACCACGCCCAGAAACUUCUUGCCGAGAGCCCAAGUACGGAUUUUACUGGCUUCGGAUUUCUCAAUCCGCUAUAUUUGAAGUCACAGGUACGAGAUAAGAUUCGCCACCAAUGUGACUGGUUUUCUUGGCUGCGAAAAUGCGGCAUGUCGUACUUCCCUCGACUGAAUGUGUGGACAUCAAGUGGUUACUCCCUGAGCCCACCUAUGAAGCUCAUAGCGAGGGACAAUCCGGUUAAAUUCGUACCAAAUCUCAGAGAACAUUGGUCUGACUAUCAGGUUGGUUCAAUCUCGGUUGAGAAAGAAUUGAAAUGUCUUCCUGUGCCAUGUCAGGACGGAAGCAAAAAACCGAUGAGUGAGAUAAUUCUUCCCACUCAAGAGCUUCUUGAGGAAGCUCAGCAGCUGAAUAUGGAACACAAACUACCAUUUUUGCAACUACCUGCCGGGUGCAAGAUUCAAACUCCCGAGUCUUGGUCUUUUCUGAAAGAGUUUGGCAUGAUUUGUGAUUUAAAUGCUGCGUUCUAUCUAGCGGGAAUACGUCUACUAAGCUUGUCAAGGGAGGAGCAUUUGAUCUCGGUCUGUUCGCGUAUCUACGCUGGUAUUGUCAAAAGCACGCCUAUCGGAGAUGCCGAAACAUUGCAGGCAAGUUCUCAUCAGCCACUGGUGCGCACACGCACAACAUUGGAGACAUGGUGCAAAUCAGCCGAUUGCGUCUGGGAAGGGCCCGAAUUCCUCCACGCCAAAAACGUCCUGUAUCCUGUGUACGGAGCUGAUCCAAAUGCUUCUACAUUCUUCAAGACAUUCCUGAAUAUGCGUAACGCAGAUCACAAGGAUCUGGUCGAUGAGCUUACAUUGCUCUCGGAUGGGCAACUGGAUGGGAUGUCGCCUUCGUUCGAAGAAAAUUUGCAAGUGAUAUACACUAGUCUAGCCGAUAUGGCACGCUCUGAUGCCAUCGUCGACUUUAUACGUAGAAAUGAAUUCAAUGCGCGAGGUCUCAUUUACGCCAGAGGGAAGUGGUGGAAACCCUCGGAGUGCCUAUGGAAUUGCAGAAUCGAGAUCUCUGGACGUGUGCCGCUCGAGCAGACUUACCCCAAACUUAAGAACUUUUUUGUCGAUAAGAUGAAAGUGAUGCCCAUGAGCAUUAAUGUACUUGUCCAAGAACUCUCGAAAAUUACGAAUAAGGCUGAUCCAGACUUCGACGAACACAAGCGUAUCAUGCUCGAAAUCGGACAACUCUUGGCAGCCAACCCAGCUACAGAGGUCAACGGAGAGUAUCUCGACCGACUUAAAAAGACGGCCUUUCUUCCUGUCCGUACCCCAGAUGGCAUGAGGCUAUCCUCACUAACAGAGAACUUCUGCAUCAACGAUCAUAAGCGAUAUGGAGAUGCCUUCAGAAACAAGACGGGGAUGUUGGACUUCGACUAUGAAGAUUUGACAUCUUUGCACCCGUUCUUCGAACUGCUGAAAAUAGAGCAUCGAUAUUUAUCAAGCCUUGUGUCAGCUCAAACCACCGUCGGGAGCUUCAGUCCGAGCGGAGAUCUCAAGAGACAUAUCAGAGACCGUGCGUACGCCAUGUCCUGUUGUGCCAAUGCCUCCAACAGCCCCAAAUUCUAUAACCGGAACACAUCAAUACACCGGUUACUACAAAACGCCGAAGUCUUUGUCUGUGAGAACAUGUGGACGGAGCUCACUUUGAAACAAGAGCAUGGUAGUAUUUCCCUCAGAAGUGACAGGGCAGUCGUCAAAGUAGAGCAGUCUGACGAGGCGCUGGCUAUAUAUGUUCCAGAUGACAACGACGGUCUCUAUUCUUGCUUUCACACUGAGCUUCCUGGAGAGCUUACCAAGUUUCUGGGAAUUGAAGACCGAGGGAGGAUGAAGACUAUUUACCGAAUACUUAACGACGUGGAGAGGGACUUGGACACGAUCAUGGGGGACGAGGACAUCCCAGGUUAUUCAUGGAUCGACAAGCCACCAACAUUACCGCAGCCUUUGCAAGUUCCCGUCGCCCCAAGGCGCAGAGAGUCGGUCGAAAGUGAUUCAUCUAUGUCCACACAUUUGUCCCUCCAAGAAGAUCUACAUGUCGACAGACCGGUUACUCAAGCACCUGUGUGGCAGCACGUGGCACGCACCGAGCUAUAUAAGAAGCUUCUUCGUGAAGUUGUGCGACAAGCGAGACGGAUUGGGGAUGCUAGCACGUCAUCGCUGUCCCUGACUGAAAUCGAAGAAGCUCUCAAUGAACUCGAAAACCCACUUAACUAUGAUGAAUUACGUCGAGAAUUGGCGACUUACGGCACGUUCGAGGAAAAUGCUCGAAUAGGAGCAGCCGGAGAAUUAUUUGUAAGUUAUGCCUGCGAAGGGUUUUAUGAGCGCGCACUAAAUUUCAUGAUUUGCGAGGUAUUCGAACUUCUGAAAGCACGGCAUGUCUCGAACUUCACGAUCGAUAACUGGCGGAGUUCCAUUCGUUAUUUAGUCAGCGUGCUCCCUGAGUACGCGGAAGAAGCGGCUUGGACUGGACGCGAAAUCUCAGAUAUCAUGUACAAAGGCAACUGCUCGCAUCUCAUGGAUUUCCUGAGACAAAAUACGGUACAUCCAUAUCCACCGUGGCUCGACUCCAGCACCUCAGCAUUCCCCGUGCAGUAUCAUAUCGAAGUCAAGACGACCCCUGGACCGUGCAGCACGCCAUUCUUCAUGAGUGAAAAUCAGUACAAAUUGAUGCGAGACAAGGCCUGCAACCCUCAGUCAAGGACAGCGCCAGCGGACCUUUUUGUCAUUAUCAGGGUCUUCAAUCUAUUCUCCAGAAAUAUCGGCAUACAAGCCUAUGUAAACCCAUGGCAUCUUAGGGACACUGUCUUGGAAUUCGUAGCGGACCCUUGGAAAGUCUUUCCUUGUGAGACCCCAUCAGUAAGUGUGGAACGUCAAAUCGAUGAGCGAUUCACCAGAGUACUAAUUUGA